Nicotiana tabacum (common tobacco) is the source of this 3111-nucleotide messenger RNA. Its product is annotated as putative late blight resistance protein homolog R1B-16. The record is from RefSeq and is a predicted model, not a curated record. Gene Ontology annotation, molecular function: ADP binding. Lineage: Eukaryota; Viridiplantae; Streptophyta; Magnoliopsida; Solanales; Solanaceae. Gene Ontology annotation, biological process: defense response to other organism.
UCUGAGAUAGAUCUUUACUAACAUAAAUGUCUGCAUGCAUGUACAUACCAUUCAGAGUUGAAAGAUUGAAAGUUGUGAGACAUAAAUAACAUCAUAUAUUUAGGGAUUUUAUUACAUGCAUUUAAGCCAAUAAAGUUAAUUCCCAGCCAGAAGGUCUCUUAGGAAGAGGACAUAACUGGAAUUAGGAUCGAGCCCCCAAAAACGCGGAACUUGUCUCAUGCCUUAUAUAGCUAUUCACUUUCCUCUCUCAUUCCGAUGUGCGAUUCGCCUAAGUUGACAUAUACAACCCUUCUUAAAGAGCUUGCCAGUAUUUCUUGACCCACCCUCCAUGGGCAUCACAUAAAUUAUUCCAAGUUGUUGAGUGGUCAACUAAUUUUCUUCUCCUCGUCAGUUGUGCAGAUGCAAAGUAGAAAAAAAAAUUGACGCAACUUGCAACUACGCAUAUAAACUACAAAUUUAAUAGUACUAGAUUUAAAACAUAAUAUAUACAAAAAAAUGCCUACUCUGGAAAGUGGGGAAGGGCCAAAAGCCACGGGAAUCAAUCAAGUGGUACUAUAUCAAUCUUAUCAUGCUCAAUUAAUUUAAGAAGAGGUAUUAGAAAAUUAAAAGAUGACAAAACUGUUUUCUGUAGCUAAUAGAACUUUUCGUUUUCCUUUGGUAGGUGGUGUUAAACCAAAGGUACGGACUUCAUCCUUCAUUUUUCCCCCCUCCAUAUUCGAAAGAACAUCAAGUUCAUUAAAGCAAAGGAAACGAUGGUCGGCUUUGAGAGAGAGACUGAAAUGCUUAUGGAUCAACUUGUGACUGGACCUCGGCAAUUAGAUGUGAUCUCAAUUUUCGGAAUGCCAGGACUAGGAAAAACAACUUUGGCUAAGAGAUUGUAUGAUCAUGAAUCUAUUUCAAAUCGCUUUGAUAUUCGCUUGUGGUGUUGUUCUUCCCAAUCUUAUGAUAAGAGAUCUCUCUUGUUUGAAUUACUGAAUCAUAUUUGUAAACUUGAUACUAGUACCAAAGAAAAGAGUGAUGAUGAGCUAGCUGAGAUGCUCUACAAACAUUUGAAGGGAAAGAGGUACCUUAUUGUUGUCGAUGAUGUGUGGAGUUGUGAGGUAUGGGAUGAUAUAAAGAGACCAUUUCCAGAUGACGAUAAAGGAAGUAGGAUUAUUUUGACGACCAGACUUGAAUCAAUCGCCACAUAUGCCAUGAUCAAUUCGAGUCAUCAUCACCUUCGCCUGUUCACAGAAGAAGAAAGCUGGAUGCUAAUGAAGGAGAAGGUAUUCAAAGAAGACAAUUGUUAUUGUUCUCAAGAACUCGAGGAGAUCGGUAAGCAAAUAGCGAGUAAGUGUGGAGGAUUACCCCUGGCAGUUGUAUUGGUCGCUGGCCUUCUUGCAGAACAUGAUAAGGAAGUAAUUUACUGGGAAGAAGUCGGCGAAAGUUUGAAGUCAAAAAUAAAAGGUUGCAUGGAUAUAGUUGAAUCGAGCUACCAACACUUACCCAUUCAUUUGCAAAGAUGCUUUCUCUACUUUGCUUCAUUUCUAGAGGACCAUCAAGUUCCUGUUCAAAAACUGAUACGACUGUGGAUCGCUGAAAAUUUUAUUGAAGCAAGUAGUACAUCAAAGAGCUUAGAGAUGAUUGCAAUGGAUUACAUGAUGGAUUUAAUUAGGAGCAACCUAGUGAUGGUGGCUAAAUUAAAUUCCUUAGGGGAGAUCAAAGCAGUCCAUAUUCAUGAUUUAAUACACGAAUUUAGCUUGGUGCAAGCUAAGAAGGACAACUUUUCGCAGAGGAUAAAUGAAGUAGGUGAACUUUAUUCUUCUCGCGGAAGUUGGCUGAGGAGAAUUGGACUUGGUAUAUUUCCAUCUUCUGAGAAUCGUUGUAAACGUGUGAAUGUUUUAGCACCUUGUCAAGUGCUUCUUGGAGAUAAAUUUAGCUUUGGACGAAAUAUCAACACCUUACGGUUCCUUUCCAGUGUAAAUUCUCCUUUUGUUGAUUAUGAUUUGACUAAAUCCUGGAAACAUCUCAGAGUAUUAGAUUUGGGUUCCGUAAAGCUGUGUAGGACAAGUGUAGAUGCAUUACAAUAUCUAAUUCAUUUGAAGUAUUUGGAGCUGCAGUUGUACUUGUACUUUGAUCACAUUCCAAAUUCAAUAUGCAACCUGAAGGAGCUAGAGACGUUUAUAGUGACAGGAAUUUAUGGUCAAGCCUGCAAUCCAAAAACCAUUUGGGGCAUGACAAGCUUGAGGCAUCUGCAUAUAAAUGAUCUUUAUAUAGAUCUGUGGCCAAGUGAGCAAUCCGAAAACCAAUUAGAGGAUCUUGACAAUUUACAAACAUGUUCUGGUAUGGUUAUUUAUCCUGGGGGAGUGGGGGAUCUCCAGUAUUUUAUGAAAAGAUUUCCCAAUCUUGAAAAGCUCAGUUGUCAAUUGUAUGGUUCAGGAACCCCUUCUGGCAAUUUCUUUCCUGCUUUUGAAACUCUCAGCCAGCUUAAAUCUCUCAAGAUUGGUGUCUCUGGGGCGGUGGUAGAUCCCUAUGGUUUCGAGGACUUCACGUACCCCUCAAACCUCAAAAAAUUAACUCUAGUAUAUCUUAGGCUCCCCUGGAGUAAACUUUCAACCAUUGGCAGACUGUCCAACCUUGAAGUUAUGAAAUUAGAAGAAAAUUCUUUCAUCGGGAGAAAAUGGGACGUUAACGAUGGGGAGUUUCCUAACCUUAAGGUUUUGAAAUUAAAGAAACUAGGAUUCUCAGAAUGGACUGCCUCUGAUGACUCGUACCCUAACCUUCAGAAAGUACUGGUGCAUAGUUGUUGGAGCCUAGAGGAAAUCCCUGAAUGUUUCGGAAGCAAUUGUACGCUGCAACUGAUUGAGGUUAGAUCAUGCGGAGACAAUGCUGUAAAGUCUGCUUUGAAAGUUAAGGAAAUGCAAAUUGAGGAGAUGGGAAAUUCUGAAUUCAAAGUCAUUAUUUCUAAGUGAAAGUCAAUAGUGUUGAUCGCUAGGGUUGUUCAUUUAGGUAUGCAAGGCCUCCUGUAAUUGGCUUGAUCUCAGAGUUCAAUUCCUACUAUUAGACUGUCUAAAAGAAGAAUUCUUUUUAUUGGCUCUUUUUUAAAAUAUAGUGAUUCAUUUGCCGAUGUUA